CACGUAGUAACUGCUUGCUUGUGUUGCCAUGGGAACAUUUUGAGCGUCUCACAGGAGCUGACUUUCUUUCGCUAACUUUCAUCCAAACUGACCAUAAAGACUCAUUUCCUCCUGACUGCGGGUUAUCAGAGUGAAAUAAGAGAUGCCCCCCAAAAAAGGCUCCAGUAAGAAGCCUCCCAAGGUGAAGACCCCCACACUGAUAGACGGCCUCAACAAGGACGAGAUGACCAAAGAGCAGAUUCAGGAGCACAUAGUGCGCCUUCGAGAGGAGCUGGAUCGAGAGAGGGAGGAGAGGAACUACUUUCAGCUGGAAAGGGACAAGCUUCACACGUUUCGGGAGAACACAGAGAGAGAGCUGGAGGAGGCCAAAGCGGAGCUGAAAAACGUACAGAGGGACAUAGAGGAGGACGAGAGACGCCACCAAGUAGAGAUCAAGGUGUACAAGCAGAAGAUGAAGCACGUCCUGUGUGAGCAUCAGAACACCAUCGCUGAGUUAAAGGCAGAUGCUUUGGUGUCCACUGAGGCUGUUCAAGAAGAGCAACAACAACUAGAGUCUGGGCUUCAUCAGGAAAUGAGGACCAUCAUGGCGAACAUGCAGGAACUCGACAUUGAAAGCCUCAUCAAGGAGCUUGAACAGAAACACGACAAAGACAUGACUGAAACGAGGAACCGCUUGCAGGAGCAGCUUCGGGACACUAAAGCCAAGCAUCAGACGAAGAUUGAGCUGCUGAAACAAGACCUGAAGAAGGGGAGGAGGAAGGAGAUCAUUGAGAGACAGGAUCAGUGGAAUUGCCACGUGAACAAUCUCAAAGAAGACCACAACAAAGCCAUCGCUGAGAUUGAUACGCUCGUGAAGAGUUUCCAUUUCGACAAAUCGAUCCAUAAGACUACGAAGGAGUUAGAGGACACUGUGGAGAGGACGAAGGAGUGCAUGGCCUCUGCUUUAGAGGAGAACAAACAUCUCACUGAGGACGUCUCCAAAAUCAACACUGAAGUUACUGCGAUGGAAAGAAAAAUGAAGUUUCGUACCGUGACAGAGAACAACACUGAGAGGAUCAGAACCAAGGAGCUGCAUGAACUGAAACAGAAACAUGAGGCACUGAAACAGAACUUCAGCAAGCUUCAGCUUGAGAGGGACGAGCUGUACGAGACAUUCACUCAGAGUGUUCAAGAGGCGCAGCAGAACGCCGGUCUGAAGGGCGAGCUGCUGGAGGGGAAGAUAAGCUCCAUGGCAGAGCGCCUGGAGGACACGCAGACUCAGCUGGACUUGGUGAUCUCUGCCUCUAACAUGGACCAAACCGCCGUACAGGAGCUCAUGAACCAAAUCGGGGAAAGUCUUGACUCCCUUAAUGAUACCAUCAAAGACUUGCAGCAUAAAAAAGCUCUCAUUUCUAAGGCCCGGAAGGAUGUGGUGCUGCACUUUGAAGCAACGCAGAGAGCUCUCGGUGUCCCCGUGCAGGAGCUCCGUGUUGAGCCUGACGCCUGACGGAAGCAGUCCAGCUCGGAAGAACCUGGAAUAGGAAGUGGGUUUUGGCUUUUCCCUCUAACAUUUACACUCAAGCCCCACAACAUGAUCACAUAUAAAACUUUCAUUCAAAUCAUACUUUCAUUGAAUGUAAGCGUUGAGUUACAGUUCCCCAAAUCUCCACUGGAGUCAUUCUUCAUAAGGCCCCAUUUAAUAUUCUGAACUUUACAGCAGAAAUAAAACAUGUUGACAGCCUGAUACAAAAACAAA
Molecule: messenger RNA, 1735 nt
Organism: Notolabrus celidotus (New Zealand spotty)
Lineage: Eukaryota; Metazoa; Chordata; Actinopteri; Labriformes; Labridae
Product: dynein regulatory complex subunit 4-like
Exons: 11
Coding region: 143-1486 (447 amino acids)
Biological process (GO): flagellated sperm motility
Cellular component (GO): motile cilium; Golgi apparatus; microtubule
Molecular function (GO): microtubule binding; small GTPase binding
Source: RefSeq, a predicted model, not a curated record